AAUUUGAUAGGCCAGCAAGUUCAAGGGGGCGUGGAAAUUAUGUAGAACCACGUGCGAAUAAUCCACUACAGAAUAUGCAUAAAUUAAUCUAUUCCAAUGACUGGGUAGGAUUAUUUUCAUUGAUAAAGUGUAUAUUUGUAAUUUGGGCCCCAGACAUAUCGACAGAAUUAAGAGAAGGACACAACAUUUGUGAGGAAGUUGGCAAUCAAAGAAGAUGUCGAACGGAGAAAAUAGCGAAGGAAGCGUGUCCAACGAAGAUUUGAAUGAAUCAGAGAUGUCGGACAAUGGAAGUGAAAGUGGAGAUGUGGGAUCAAGACGGUCCUCGGAUAAGCUGGACAGCUCAGACAGAGAACUAUAUGAAAAACUCAAGCGUCAGGAGCGCGAGGAAAGAGAGGAGAUAGAAAAGGAACUAAAACGGGCUCAUGAGGAGGCGAUAAUACGCCGGCACGAGGAGCUCCGCGCCAAGGAACUGCGGCUACACGCCGAGAGACUAUCACAGCUGGAGUCAGAAAGGGGCCAAGACUUGCGUGUAAACAAACACCACGAGGAAUUCCAUACCCUACGGGACGGGCACCCCCUUACAAAAUCUGACUCCACCUCAAGACUUGAUUUGUUGAAUCAUAGUGCUUUUUUGGACAGAAAUUAUCAUAGGGCAGGGUCGCUCUCCCCCCACAGUGCUACUUCCACGUCACCCACUGGCGAUGGUCCAGCCCACCAUUGGACCUUUGAAGAACAGUUUAAACAGGCCUUUUCACAGCUCUACGAGCUCAGCGAUGAUCCCAAAAGAAAAGAGUUCCUUGACGAUUUGUUUCAGUUUAUGCAGAAAAGGGGAACACCAGUUAACAGAAUUCCCAUCAUGGCAAAACAGACCCUGGAUUUAUACGAGCUCUUCCGACUUGUCGUAUCCAAGGGAGGUUUGGUGGAGGUCAUCAACAAGAAAUUAUGGCGGGAAAUUACCAAAGGUCUCAAUCUCCCAUCUUCCAUCACGAGUGCUGCAUUUACACUCAGAACACAGUACAUGAAAUACUUAUAUCCCUACGAGUGUGAGAAAUUGAAACUUAGCACACCCCAGGAACUGCAGGCAGCAAUUGAUGGAAAUCGGCGGGAAGGUAGGAGGUCCAGUUAUGGUUAUGAUCUCUCACCGGGACCCACGCUUAUCCCCUCGUCACACCACCCUCACCUCAACGGCGGUAUCUUUAACGGAAAACUGGGAGGGGCCGCUUCCGGAGGGGUGUUCCGAAACGAACAGCUUAUUCCCUCCUCCCUACUCAAGUACUCGGCUAUGGCAGAAAAUGGAUGGAAUCAAAAAGACUUACUAGAUCGUAGAUCUCCUCUGACCAGUUUGCAGAAAUUGUGGCAGUUGCAGCAUCAUCAGUUACUAACAGGGGGAAACGGGACACCAGAUGAUGACAGUUUGCCCCCAACCCCUACACAUCCCAGAAGUAUCACUGACCAUUUAACAGAGCGUGACGCAAUCGCAAUGGAAGCGGCGUCACGAGCCAUGGAACACGCGACGCGGAAGAUGGAGGAAGCGUCGCGCGCAGCGUCACAGCUUUCCGAAGAACCGCCAAGAAAAAGACCCCACAUCUCGUCUGAGGAAGAAAGAAUGCCCUCUCACGCCCUACCAAACACACACAUCAAAAUAACUAGUCGAAAUGAUGGUCGCUCAGACAUCGACAACUCAUUAGUGGUCAGUAUGGAGAUUAACGGGAUCAUGUACCAAGGCGUACUCUUUGCCCAUAACCCUCGUCGGAUGUGAAAAUCUUACAGAUGAAAGACUUUGGAGCAUUUUUUUAAAAAAAGAUUCUACCAUCCAGACAAGCCAAGUUGCCCGUUUUAUGUGGCAGACGACCCGGAAGACUGCCUGCGACCAUUUUUGGUCACCAUUCAAUUGCAUCGUCUUGAUCACUUAGAUGUUUGACAAUGCAUCAGCAGGUGCCCGCGUUGUGAUGUCUGAAAACACUGGUAUUUCAGCAUGAUGGUUAUUAAGCUAUAUCAAUAUGACAUGUUUAUUAUAGAUAUUUUUAAUUUAUUGUUUUCAUUUCAUCAAAUCUGUCUGAAGAUGUCAUUUUAAAAGACAUAACUGCAAAAACCAAAAAAAACCCAAAACGUUCAUGUCAUCAUCGGUUUUAAUGUAACGUGUCAUUCUGUACAUACAUUACCGAAUCAUGCAUCCCCGUGUAACUCCAUAGAAAAAUUUCAACCACCCGUCUUGCCCAUGACUCUUCGAGUCAAUUAUGAAAAAAAUAGAUAUUUUUAUCAGGGGUUAAAGCGUUGAACGUCUACGAAGUCUGUGCCAUAAUUCUUAUAUUGAUGAAGAUAUAUUGCAUGAAAAUCAGACAGUUUGAACUUUAUGGCUACAUCAUUUUUGCAAAUUCUAACAGGGAAAAUGGCUGUUGUAUUAGUUCAAGAAACUUUGUUAUAAUUGCAAUUAUAGUUCCCACUUAGAAUAUGUUUGCGUCUAUUGAAGUGCAAUGUUGUGUAAUGUUCUCAGUGUAUCUAAGGAUUUUUUUUACAGUGCAAUUAGGUUUUGUAGAAACCAUAGAAACAGAAAAGAUUUGAGAGAUAAUAUAGACAAUUUUUGGUACUCAGAAAUUGUAGAAUUACUCUUCGAAUCAGGGACUCAAACAAGAAUUUUCUGAACUGGGUACCAUUUAUUUAACAGAAAUAAUUUUGUUAAUAUUAAAUUAUGUAUAAUGUGAUGUGUAUUUGUUAUGAAUAUAUUUGCUUAAAACAAUGACUCAAUAAAAUGAAAAAUAUUUC
Molecule: messenger RNA, 2763 nt
Organism: Ostrea edulis (European flat oyster)
Lineage: Eukaryota; Metazoa; Mollusca; Bivalvia; Ostreida; Ostreidae
Product: protein dead ringer homolog
Exons: 8
Coding region: 215-1759 (514 amino acids)
Biological process (GO): regulation of transcription by RNA polymerase II
Cellular component (GO): nucleus
Molecular function (GO): DNA binding
Source: RefSeq, a predicted model, not a curated record